AUGGCUCUGGUCCGAAAGUAUGGCAAACCAGAUAUCUUCUUCACAAUGAUGUACAAUCCGAAUUGGGAUGAGAUAAAGAAUGAGCUAUAUCCAGGACAGGAGGCCCAGGACCGUCCAGAUCUCGUGGCUCGGGUGUUCAGGGCAAAGUUGGAGGAGUUGAGGAGGCGGCUGUUUCACAACGAUAUACUUGGCAAGAGGAAGUACAAGAUCACAUGCCCUGAGCAGUAUGACAUGCUUAUCUGUGCAGAGCUACCAAACAAGAAGAAGUUCCCUGAGCUCUACAGGAUGUCUAUGGGUAAGGACAUAAGGUCGUUCCCUCUUCUGCAGAUCGAUGAUGCAUUUGACGAUGCUAGCGGGGUCCCUCGUGAGAUAUUUGAAGAGUCGAGCAUUGAGCCGAAUCUGGACGAUAUCAGACUAGCUGAUAUGCUAAACAAGGAGCAGAAGGCUGCUUACGAUGACAUAAUGUCAACUGUCGACACCGAACAGGGUGGUUUAUUCUUUAUUGAUGGACCUGACGGCACAGGAAAGACUUUUUUACAGAGCACUGCUUGGAACCGUCCCUUCACGAAACAGAGUGGUACCGCCAAGUUGCUGCAAUCCGCGUCUCUUAUCAUUUGGGAUGAGGCGUCAAUGACAAAGAGGCAGGCUGUUGAAGCGCUAGACAACAACAUGCGUGAUAUAAUGGGGCGGCAAGAUCUUCUGUUCGGUGGCAAGACGGUUGUCUUUGGUGGAAAUUUCAGGCAGGUCCUUCCUGUUGUACAGAAAGGAUCCAGGGCGCAGAUUGUUAACAAAGAUGGUGAUGUAUGCCUUCCUGAUGAAAUAUGUGUCCCGUACUCUGGAGAUUCCGAGAAAGAUCUGGACACGUUGAUCGACAGCAUCUUUCCAAACCUCAAUGCAAACAUGACAGACAAGGACUACAUCACCUCCAGAGCCAUUUUAUCAACCCGUAAUGAUUGGGUGGAUGAUAUUAAUUUGAAGAUGAUCAACAAGUUCCAAGGUGGGGAGAUGGUAUACCAUAGUUUUGAUGAAGCGGUGGAUGAUCCGCAUAACUACUAUCCUGAGGAGUUCCUUAGCACAUUGACUCCCAACGGCCUACCUCCCCAUGUCCUAAAGCUCAAGAUCGGAUGUCCGCAUGCCGGGAAGAGGGUUUUCAUUCCUCGGAUAACCUUGUGCCCCUCUGAUGAUGAGAUGUUUCCAUUUCAAUUCAAGAGGAAGCAGUUCCCUAUCAGGCUCAGCUUCGUCAUGACGAUAGUUGCUCAACUAAGUGUGCUUCAAAAUAAUAAAUAUUCAGUUCUUUUGUUCGAAUACAAGUUGAAGACUAGUGUGAUCAGUACUCACCCCUUCCCGCCGCCGCCGCCACCACGCCAGGUCGGAAGCCGCGCCUCCUCGCCACUAACGUUCGCGGUCCUCCUAGGCUUCUCGCCGGUCUUCGUUGCCGUCCCUGAUCCGUUCUCGCUGUCCUGCUCUGGACUCACAGCCCUUGUUUUGCUCGUCGUAGAACCUCUGGUGAUGGCAGGAGCUACGCCCAAGACCUCAUGGUUCUCACUAGACUGGCCGGUGUAUGAGAUUCGUGAGACGUUUUUCUCCUAUCUCGCGGAAAAUCAGUACGCCAAGUUGUCAUCGACUCCAGUGAUCCCCAUCGAUGAUCCCAAGGUGCCCCUCAUACAUACAUGCCUGAACCGGCUCAAGGGGGCCCUUAAUGGCACAGGGAGUCAUCGAACCUGCUUUUCUUUGAGAUGCAUUGUUACCAGUUCUGAUGAUGUGAUUGAACACUUCAGAAGCGACGCAACUUACCAUCGAUUUACAGAAAUCCUCGGGAGUUGGUCUUCUGGGGACUACUUCAAGGAGGAAGCCAUUGGCUUGUUACACAGUCUUCUUAGCAAGAAAUAUGGAUUACCAGAAUCUAUAAUACAUGCCACAUAUUUCAGUGGUGAUACAUCUUCUGGUUUGAGUCCAGACAAUGAAUCAAAAACUGCAUUGCAGAAAUGCAUUGGGGAAGAAAGAAUCUUACCUUCUAUGUCGAAGGAAGAUUUUUGGAUGAGCGGUGAAACUGGUCCCUGUGGGCCAUAUGUUGGAAUUUUCGUUGAUGGUUCAAACAGCCAAGAUGGUGUUAAUGGCAAAUUUAUUGAGAUAUCCAGGACAGUAUUUGUUGAGUUCAAUAGGCAAGCAGAUGGCGUAUUGAGUCCUUUGCAAGCCAAACAUAUCAUAACAGGGAUUAAUCUUCAAUGUUUGGCUGCCAUCCUUCAAAAGAAAGAAAGCCUCUAUGAAUUAGAUGACUAUGAUAACAUAAUUGAUUGCAUCUCUUCUCGUGCUGGUGAAGAAUUUGAUAGCUAUUCGGGUAAAGUUGGUGAAGCUGAUACUGAUGGAGUUGAUACAGCUUACCGCCUCCUUGCAGAUCAUAUGAGAAUGAUUUCUGUUACUAAUGCUCCUGGUUCUCAGCUUGGGCCUGGACAUGAAGGUCGUGAGUAUUUCCUUAAGUGUGCCGACAAACUGGCUGUGCAAUACGGCCACAAAGUACUUGAGAUACUUGAGCAAGAUCGCUAUGCUGUUAUUGUUUUUACAAGUCUCCUUGAUUCUGAUUUAUGUCCCGAGCUCGAAGGGUACAGAAAAAAGGAUCAAAUAGAAGAAGAUGAAGUGAUGAUUUACCUAAAAACUAUAAGGGAGUUGCAGGAUCAGAAUUUGACAUUUGAUAUGGUAAAGAAGAAAAGGAGGAAAGGUGCCACUUCUGUUGUGUGGUAUGCAACAAGAAUUAUUGAAUUUCUUGGUCGGCGCACACCUAUUGUCCUCAAGAAUAAGAAUACACGCUGCUCUCUAGUAGCACUAUGUAAUGUUCUCCUUCUUGGAGAGAAGAUAACUCUCAAUUUAGAUAUCAAGAAGGUGUCUGAGGGCCACCUCAUCUAUCUUGUCCAGAGUUAUCUGUUGUAUGGGAAUACACAAAUGCAGUUGGAACAAAACUUGGAACUAUCAGAGUUCAAUAAACAAGUUCUUGGUGUAUUGCCGAAGCUCCUGGGCAGCUUGUACUUUGAUGUGAAAUUUGCUAGCUCUUGUGGUUUUGAGCAGACCUUAGAAACUGCACUAUUUGGUUGUCUCGGUGUCCCUCUACAUCAUGGUUGGAUGGUUGAUCGCCAGGAUGUGGAGUUGGGCUCCUCCAUACACAGAAGCUCCUACUUCAGACUUGCAGUAACUCUUGCUAUGUAUGAAUCACUUCUACCCGAGCAUCAAAAGUAUGAUGUUGGGUGUAAAGACGACAUGUUCUAUUCUGCGCUUGCAUUCUCUUCAGCUGAACCAGAAGAGCUUACCAGUUGUGCAAGGAUCUCGACUUUUUUGAGGGGCCCUCAGCUAACCCCUUAUGGAUUCUCUUCAUUAAAAAAUGACCUUGAAGAGAGACAGCCCUCUCUCCUACUUUGGAAUGAAACAUUACUUACAGUAUCUAAGGUUGAAGACCAAAUUUAUGUAUUGCUGAAUGAUAUUUCCUUGUUGAGUACUCAUACCGAUGCGGUGUGGGAAAGGUUAAGAGAGGGAAAUGAUGAUGGAUAUUUUGUUGAUUGUAACUUCAUGCCUACAAAUUCAUUGAUUCAAUCAAUACUGCCACUAACAAAAAAUGAAAGAAAGACGUGGAAGAAAAAAGUGGAGAUGGGUCUGAAGGGGCGCUUACUACCCAAGGAGAAAGAGGAGGAUAGGAACGAUGACAAAAAGGAGGAUAGGAACGAGGACAGAGACUAUGAGAAGAAUGAGGAGAAAGAUGAUGAGAAGAAUGAGGAGAAAGACAAUGAGAAGACUGAGGAGAAAGACGAUGGGAAGACCGAGGAGAAAGGUGAUGGGAAGGCUGAGGAGGAAGAUGAGAAUAUACAGGAGAAAGCAAUUAUAUUUGGCAUGCGUGGCAACUUGAAUAUGAGGCCUAUUGAUUUUUUCGGACGAUCUACCCAUAUUAUCCACCAGAUAAAUGAUGGCCCAUGCGCCCUAAUUGCCGUCUGCAAUAUUCUACUGCUCAAGGGGGACAUCUUUUUUGAACGAGAUGAAACUGUGGUUUCAAUGGAUUAUCUACUUAAUCUUGUCUUCACUCUUAUUAGAGAAAGUGCUAAAAUGCAGGCCUAUUCUCCUGAAAUACGAAGACAGAUAUGGGAUGUGGCACCAAAACUGGCCGAAGGGUUUGACAUGAAUGUUGUCUUCAACAGAACAGAUGGGUUUACGGUGACACCAGAAUGGUUGCUUCUGGAUUGCUUGGAUCUCAAUAUUCGGCAUGGUUGGAUUCCCAAUGUGGAUUUGUUGCCCGGACCUGAAGUACCCGAAGUAUCAUAUGAAAGACUUACUCUGAAAUCUCUUGAACCUGAUUGUCCAAAUGCGGAGACGAUCGAGAACUUUUUAAAUGGACAUCAACUUACUCUCAUUGGGUAAAAUAUCUCUAUUUUCCUUUUCCUAUCUGCAGUAUUUUUUUAGUUGGAAACUAUUUGUUGUUUGCCACUUGUUAAUAUUUUAAAUAACCAUAUGCCAAUGCUACUGAUUGGUUUCCCUACUGGAAGACCUUGGUGAGAAUAUUCCAUGCAUUCUGUAUUGCCACUAUCAUUACAGUACUAUAGUUAAGGUGAAAACUCAAUAUUUGUUGUAUUUUA
This is a messenger RNA of Panicum hallii, 4610 nucleotides long. RefSeq lists its product as uncharacterized. Gene Ontology annotation, biological process: alanyl-tRNA aminoacylation; telomere maintenance; DNA repair. NCBI's taxonomy places the organism in Eukaryota, Viridiplantae, Streptophyta, Magnoliopsida, Poales, Poaceae. The coding region runs from base 1 to 4395 and encodes 1464 amino acids. Gene Ontology annotation, molecular function: K48-linked deubiquitinase activity; ATP binding; DNA helicase activity. The record is from RefSeq and is a predicted model, not a curated record. The transcript has 31 exons.